AUAAACAUGACAAAAUACUGCUCACUCCGUCCUCUACCGUCCGCCGCUUGUCUUCCAUACGUCGUCAUAGCUCAUUGAGCCCCCCGGGAUUUUUGAAGCUUCUCGGCAACCCAGUGGAAGCUAUGGGCUCACGACCGGAAAAGUUCGAUCGUAUUUUGCAAAUGGCACCGCCGAAUCGAUUAAUUCAAGAGCAACACUCAUGGAAUCCAGAUGAUCGAUCGCCGAACAUCAUCGUGAAGGACCAAGACAAAUUAACACUCUACCGGCAUCCCGUACCGAACUGUACGGAUUGUAUUCGCGGAAAGAUGGGCUACAGCCGGGGAUUCCACGUAUGGCAAAUCGAAUGGCCUGAACGGCAGCGAGGAACACAUGCUGUGGUUGGAGUUGCGACGAAGAAUGCUCCACUUCAAGCUGCCGAAUAUACGACACUCGUUGGAUCCAAUAAUGAAAGUUAUGGAUGGAAUAUUGCUACACGAGAAUGUCACUACGGUUCGUGGAAGUGGAAGUAUCCGUACGGGAAUGGUCGAGAUGGUUUCAAUGUUCCUGAAAAGAUCUAUUGCAUUCUGGACAUGGAGCAAGGAAAUCUGUCAUUCGCCACAGACAACGAGUACCUCGGAGUUGUAUUCCAAAAUCUCCGGGGAAAACGAUUAUACCCAGCUGUGGCGACUCUUUAUGGAGACUGUGAGAUUACCAUGACACAUCUGGGAUCACUGGAACCAGUCGAGAUGCUACCGUUGUUCGAACUGUGUCGACGUCGUUUCCGAAGCAUAAUGGGACCAGACCCCGACAAACGCAUCAAGCCGCUGAUGAUCCCGCCGGUUAUGAAGGAAUAUUUGUUGUAUGAGAUUGAGUGAUAUUGAUCAUUUUCUCGCCAAAAAUUCACAUUUUUCUCCUCUUUUCCACUAACCCACAAAUCCCCACGGUUUUUCACCACUUUUUUUUUUGCAAAUUUCGCUGUCAAAUUGUGAAUUACUCAGAUUUAUAUAUUGAAUAUAUUGCUUUUAUACCUGAAUGAAAAUUGGAAUUUUGUUU
This is a messenger RNA of Caenorhabditis elegans, 1032 nucleotides long. It is a transcript of the gene spsb-2, whose product is annotated as SPRY domain-containing SOCS box protein 1. Lineage: Eukaryota; Metazoa; Nematoda; Chromadorea; Rhabditida; Rhabditidae. The transcript is spliced from 4 exons. Bases 123 to 854 code for a protein of 243 amino acids. The record is from RefSeq and is marked reviewed.